Vicia faba (fava bean) is the source of this 1368-nucleotide messenger RNA. The record is from the annotation of a GenBank genome assembly. NCBI's taxonomy places the organism in Eukaryota, Viridiplantae, Streptophyta, Magnoliopsida, Fabales, Fabaceae.
AUGGAAAAUGAAAAACCAAUUGCUUCCUCAGAGCCCGAAAAGACUUCUUUCUCAGAAGCAGAGAUAGAUAAAAGAACAGCUGAUCAAAAAGCUAUUGAUGAUUGGCUUCCCAUAACUUCUUCAAGGAAUGCAAAAUGGUGGUACGCAGCUUUUCACAAUGUCACUGCUAUGGUUGGAGCUGGUGUCUUGAGCCUUCCAUCUGCCAUGGCAAAUCUUGGAUGGGGUCCAGGUGUGGUGAUUCUGAUUUUAUCAUGGAUAAUAACUCUAUACACACUAUGGCAAAUGGUUGAGAUGCAUGAAAUGGUCCCUGGAAAAAGAUUUGACAGAUACCAUGAAUUAGGACAGGAAGCAUUUGGAGAAAAGCUUGGACUUUGGAUUGUGGUGCCACAACAAUUGAUAUGUGAAGUUGGUGUGGACAUAGUUUACAUGGUCACAGGAGGAAAAUCACUACAAAAAAUCCAUGAUCUGGUGUGUAGAAAAAAUUGUAAAUCAAUGAAAACUACUUACUUCAUCAUGAUAUUUGCAUCGGUUCAUUUUGUUCUUGCCCAUCUUCCGAAUUUCAACUCCAUUGCUGGUAUCUCCUUGGCUGCGGCGAUCAUGUCUUUAAGUUACUCAACAAUUGCAUGGGUGGCUUCAUUGAAAAAGGGAGUUCAACAAGAUGUGGCAUAUGGCUACAAAGCCACUACUUCACCAGGAACAGUUUUCAACUUCUUUAGUGCUUUAGGUGAUGUUGCAUUUGCGUACGCGGGACACAAUGUCGUAUUGGAGAUUCAAGCAACACUCCCUUCCACGCCCGAGAAACCAUCUAAGGGUCCGAUGUGGAGAGGAGUUUUAUUAGCUUAUAUUGUUGUAGCUUUGUGCUAUUUCCCCGUUGCUCUUAUUGGGUAUUGGAUGUUUGGCAAUACUGUUGCUGAUAAUAUUCUUAUUUCUCUUAAUAAACCAACUUGGCUUAUUAUCGCAGCUAACAUGUUUGUUGUCAUUCAUGUAAUAGGAAGCUAUCAGUUGUAUGCAAUGCCUGUUUUUGACAUGAUUGAGACCCUAAUGGUAAAAAAACUGCGUUUCAAGCCGACCCGACUUCUAAGAUUUAUUGUUCGCAAUGUUUAUGUUGCAUUCACAAUGUUUGUUGGCAUUACCUUCCCCUUCUUUGGUGCUCUUCUUGGAUUUUUCGGAGGAUUUGCAUUUGCUCCAACAACAUACUUUCUUCCCUGCAUUAUGUGGCUUGCUAUUUACAAACCAAAGAAGUUUAGCUUGUCCUGGUUCACCAACUGGAUCUGCAUUAUACUUGGCCUCCUUUUGAUGAUUCUUUCACCAAUAGGUGCAUUAAGACAGAUCAUACUCAAUGCCAAGUCCUAUGGUUUCUACACUUGA